GGAUUGGCCCUUAUUUGACAGCUGGAAACGUUCGGCAUUGAAUAAAAACACAUUUCCAGAAAGACGACCGUUGGAAACCGCCGCCGAUGAAGCUUUAGUAGUAAAGCUUAAAAGAUUCUCCUACCAACCGGAAGCUCGGAGCCGCGCAACUUGCAACUUGCAACUCGAAAACAGCUAUAAACAUUAUACGAUUUCCGCCACUACUAUCGCUACUAAGGUCACCAGUUUCGCGAGAUCUGUCAACAAUACAAUAUGCAGCAACAUCCAAAUUACGGCCACUCUCCGCCGCUUCACCAUCCCGUACCCCAGCAUGUCUCUACAGUUCCACAGCUACGAUCGCCUCCGCCGCUGACGUCGUCACAACCGCAGCAGCAAGGGGUGUAUGGCAACCCCUAUCAGCAAGGCACACCCGCGAGCGGCACCAAUGUCUUCGGCGCCUAUGGAAACUUCAUGAAUGAUCCGAUGGCCGCGCAAUUCGUUGGACAAGUUGGUCAGAAUGCCUUUAAGCACGUCGAGCAAAAUAUGAACCGAUGGGUUAACUUUUCCGCCCUCAAGCACUACUUCAACGUGUCGAAUAAAUAUGUUGUCAACAAGCUCUUCCUAGUACUCUUCCCCUGGCGACACAAGCCUUGGUCACGAAGGCAGACUGUCGGGCCUAAUGGACAGGAAGGAUGGUACCUACCACCGCGAGACGAUAUAAACAGCCCCGAUAUGUACAUCCCAGUCAUGGCACUUGUCACGUACAUCUUAUUGUCGACUCUAAUAGCAGGACUACGGGGACAGUUUCAGCCCGAGUUGCUAGGAUAUACGGCCUCUACGGCGGGAGUUGUUGUCAUUCUUGAGAUAUUGCUCUUGAAGCUAGGGUGCUACUUUCUAAGCAUAUCAAACGAGUCUCAGCUUCUCGACCUAGUGGCCUACUCGGGAUACAAGUUUGUCGGUAUCAUCGUGACUGUUGCUAUCGCAGAGCUCAUGAACGGAGGCAAGGGAACUGGCGGCUGGAUCGGAUGGACCGUGUUCCUAUACACGUUCCUAGCGAAUUCCCUGUUUUUGAUGCGAUCACUAAGAUACGUUCUUCUUCCGGAAAGUUCUGGAGGGGAUGCGCGAGGCCCAAUGCAGACGGAUACCCGGACAAAACGAAAUCAGCGAACCCAGUUUUUAUUCGCUUACUCGUAUCUCAUACAGCUUUUGUUCAUGUGGAUUCUUAGCAGAGGCUAGAUACACCCGCCAGGUUCUGUCGAUAACUCCAUGGGGUUAUGAGGGUCGGAUCACUUCAUUUAUAGGAGAAGCUAUGAGAACCUUUGCCAUGUUCGGGGCCACCGUUAUGUGGAAAUGCCCGAGACGUCUAACUCUCCCGCUGAAUUUAGCCAAGCAUACUCCCAGGGGAGUUUACCGAAGCGAGACGGAAUGGGAUGGCUAAGGAAUCCAUAUGGCAAUUAAAUUCAUCGUCUGGAGAUUUCGGGUGCUCUGUUGUGCAGUAUUAGACGAUAUUGUGCGGCAGUUCCUUCGUGAUGAUGGACUGAAGAUGAAAUAGGGAUACAUGACACGGCAUUUAAUUGGUUGAUCCCUUAAUCAUCUAGGUAUAUAGUAAGGAUAUAUAACCUUGGGACUGUGUAAAUCUGGACUUUGCCAGAUUCGAUAAACUAAACACCUUAGAACCU
Annulohypoxylon truncatum is the source of this 1658-nucleotide messenger RNA. Its product is annotated as YIF1-domain-containing protein. NCBI's taxonomy places the organism in Eukaryota, Fungi, Ascomycota, Sordariomycetes, Xylariales, Hypoxylaceae. The transcript has 3 exons. The record is from RefSeq and is a predicted model, not a curated record. Gene Ontology annotation, cellular component: endoplasmic reticulum membrane; COPII-coated ER to Golgi transport vesicle; Golgi membrane. Bases 253 to 1215 code for a protein of 320 amino acids. Gene Ontology annotation, biological process: endoplasmic reticulum to Golgi vesicle-mediated transport.